Owenia fusiformis is the source of this 4934-nucleotide messenger RNA. NCBI's taxonomy places the organism in Eukaryota, Metazoa, Annelida, Polychaeta, Sabellida, Oweniidae. The record is from the annotation of a GenBank genome assembly.
AUGAAGGAGGUUGAGCUAGCCUUGUGGGAUACAGCUGGACAAGAGGACUACGAUCGACUUCGACCUCUCUCCUACCCUGACACUGAUGUCAUCCUAAUGUGCUUCUCCAUUGACAGCCCCGACAGUUUAGAAAAUAUCCCCGAGAAGUGGACCCCUGAGGUGAAGCACUUCUGUCCAAAAGUGCCAAUCAUUUUAGUUGGAAACAAAAAAGAUCUCCGAAAUGAUGAAAAUACAAAACGAGAGCUUAUGAAAAUGAAGCAAGAACCAGUAAGACCAGAGGAUGCUAGAGUGAUGUCUGACAAAAUUGAUGCAUUUGCCUACCUUGAAUGUUCCGCCAAAACCAAAGAUGGUGUUAGAGAAGUUUUCGAAACAGCAACACGUGCCGCUCUUCAACACUGGAAUGAACGGACGGUAGUUGAAAACGAAAUUGUAAAUGAGAUCGACGACUUCAGCAUACUCACGCCACUCGAUGCGGUAUGUCCUGACGAUUGUUCAGGCAAUGGAGACUGUGUAAGUGACAAAUGCAUAUGCCAUCAAGGAUGGUUGAGAGAUAAUUGCGACACACCGGAUUGUUCGUCCCUAAAUGAUUGUAAUGACCAUGGCCAAUGUACUUCUCCGAACUUUUGUAAAUGUCGCACAGGAUGGGGGGGGAAAUCCUGCCACAUAAAUCUUUGUUCGAAAGCUCAAGGUGAAUGUGGGAAAUGCAUACAAGACGACCGUUGCGGUUGGAGUGACCAACCAUCACCAGAGUGCUUACCAGGGGACUACCAAGGGCCCGAUAGCGCUCUCGUUGCUGGAAGUUGGUUUUACUGGAAUUGUUUAACAGUUUCCGAGAGUACUCGAUGCUCAAGUGAAAUAGGGGUCGUUUCGUGCACAGAAGCAUGCGACCGGAGCGCAGAGAACCAUUUGGAGAAGGACUGCUUACAAUGUCUAGAUUUUAAGAAUUGCUACCAGAUCGAAUCGAACUAUACCUGUAAAAUUUGGGACAAUACCAAAUGUCCAGGUGGUAUCCCAGUGCCCGAUUACACAAAUCCAGAUCGCAUACAAUUCACAGAUAUAAAAGAAGACGUGAGGGUUAUCGCAAAAGAAGAAGCGACUGUUUUCUUUUGCCCGACAAAGAUUUCGAGCAAUGAUGUGACUAGUAAAGAUACAAGGACAGACAUAUUUAUUACCCAUUCUGACCUAAGUGAUAAGCUGCAAAGCGGGCAUGUCGUGGCCAGUGCGCAAGCGGGUGGUAUCUUGCACAGAGUAGAAAAUGUCACAACUCUCGAUGGAUUCACACUAUUCUUAGGAAAAUAUGUCUCGUUGGACAGUGUCGUGCUGUUCACUGAUUUUGAAACGCAAGUUGAUCUUGAAGCAGUAGAUGAUGAGGUAACGGUCGAAGAUGAGCCUGUGCCUGAUCUGGUUGAAGACCUUCUUAGUGGGAAUCUAACACUAGCGAAUUCGCCAAACCUUAAACAGAUGAAAGAAAACAACAUCUUUAAGUGCGUUGGACGAGUGUUUGAAGCGCCUGGGGUAACGGACAGUGACCUAUAUUCCGUAUUUCUGGUAAUUCGAAUCAAUGAAGUCUCCAACACAUACACAAUUGGUGAAGUUGUGAUUGGCACUGACAACAGUACUCAAGGUUAUAUCGAAAUUGUGGAAAGAAUAACACCAAUUACUGAUGCAACAUUAGUGGAAACAAGACUUGUAGAUUGUUCCAUAGAUAAAGACAAAAUCACAGAAAUUGUGUCGAACACAAAAACGGAUGAAGCUUCCCGCCAAAGUGGUAAGAGAAUGGUUUGCCCUGGGGGUGAUAACUGGCCAACAAUGCAUUACUUUGAUUCCUCUCUUGAUACCAGCUCUGUUACAAAAGGAGCUCACAUCGUUGGUAGAGCUUCCGGAGCCUUUCUUUUGCAGGUUGUUGACGUAUCAGAGCUGAAUGGUUAUGUGUUUAUUGAGGGACUUCCCGUUACUGAAGAAAUCGAAAACAAUACAUAUGUCCCUAAAAAUAUUACAGCAAUUGCUAGAAAGAAACGAGCAACAUUUUCAAAAACGUUCUCUCCAAGCUGGCGUUUCGGUACACCUUUUACAAAAGAUCUUGGAGGUGGUUUAACAUUGACAUUUUCCCCAACUCUGAUGUUCCGUCCAUCGGUCACGUUUUCAGCUGAGAUUGGAGUGUGGUACCCUUUCUUCCAUAGAAUAGGGGCAACGUUUAGGGGUCAAUUAACAGCUGGGCUAAAGGUGACGGCCACAUUUGAAAAGGAGUGGGAAAAACCAUGGGAAAAAACAUUGAUUGAUAGGACCAUUGGACGGUUUGUUAUUCCUUUAUUUGGAGUUCCAAUACCAGGAAAGAUAUAUUUCAAGCUUGUUUUUAAGUUGGUAGCUUGGGCAGAGUUCAAGGCAUCGGUCACAGGAAGUGUCUCAGCAAGUGCUUUGGCAACCGCUGGUGGAACUUGGACAUACAAGAAUGGAUUAACCAUCCAUAGACCUACCUUUACUCCAACAUUCACUAAGGAUUUUGGGGAAAGAUACAUAAAGAAAAGACUUCGGCUGGAUAAAUUGAGGUGGAUCCUUCCAAAAAGUCUUGAGGAUGCUCUUCUUGGUCCAGAAGGUGAAAUUACUUACAAGAAAUACAGAAAUACUAAUAUUGUUGGCCACAAUGACCGUUGGAUUAAAACAAAUAACAAAGCCAAUGAAGUUCCUUUUACAUUGGACCAAUGCAAGGCCAGUUGCACUGCCAGUGACGAUUGUAAAUCGUUUGAAUGCUGGAAAAGUGGAAGUGGAUGUUGGAGAUGUUCAUUCUCUUUAGAUACUCCCAAGACGGCAACCAGUGAUGUUAAACCUCUUAAUCUGGCUGACCUGUAUGUCAAAGAAGAUCCAGAGGAUGACUUCGAGGCACCAAUUGAUUUAUCGAUUGAAGCUCCCCUCAUAGCCGAGGUAAAAGCAGAGCUGUGCGCUGAGAAUUGUGUUAAUGAACCUGAAAAAGAACUGGGAAUAUCAUUCAAAGCUGGACUGCAAAGAAUCAAGGCUGAACUUGAUCUUGAUGUUAUCGUAUUUGCAAGGAAGUUUCCUAUUUUGGAUCUGGAAACUCCGAAUUUAAUGUUUUAUAAAACAUUAUGUAUACCAUUAGAUAUCCCUGGAAUAAGCUGCUGUAAGUGCAACGAGACAGGGGAAGACGGCGUACUUCACGCUAAAACCAAGGAAUGCCUUUGUAAGUGUACUUGUCCUGAUGGAACACCGAGUGUCAAGAAACAAGGCGGAGAAUGUCUUUGCAAGAAAUGUCCAGAUGGAAAACCUGAAAGACUGAAAGGCGAUGGCUCGGGAUGGUGCCCGUGCCCCUGUUUAGAUGGAAAGCUCAGAGACAAGAUGAAACCUGAUGGAACAUGCGAUUGCUCCUGUCCUUGUGAAGAUGGCAAAACAAUGGAUAUCUGGGAUGAAGAUGGGAACUGUCCUUGUAAUUGUACUUGUAAAGACUGUUCCAUAUCCACUUUAGGACCUGAUGGUUGUGAGUGCUACGAUCGAUGCCCAUGUGGUCAUAAUGAUAAAGGAGUUUGGAUUAACUGUGAAUGCUUCUUAAAGAAGACGGGAUGUGGUGUACCCGAAGCAUUGUGUCAGGGCGCUGAUUGUCUUGUAUGCCAUCGUGAUGUUGAAUGUUGCUCCGAUGAUGAAUGCAGACGAGAGUCAUCAGAUGAUUGUUUCGUUUGCAAGAAUUAUGUCUGCGUUAAACCAGAUCUUCCACUUGCGUGUAAAGUAGAUAGUGAUUGUUGUGGUGAGCGGCCAUAUUGUUGUCACGGAAUUUGCAGUGAAUGCUCCUCGGAUUCUCACUGUAGUGGUACAAACAGAGACAAAUGUGUCAAGGGAGACGUCGGCUACUGGGUGUGCGGUGAUCCUCACUUUGAUGUCCAGUUGAACAAUGGUUUGGAUUCUCAUUUCUGCUUUGACAUCGCUGGUAAUUCUGGAGCCAUAUACCAACUCGUUCAUGAUACUAACAUCGAUAUCAGGAUGAAAAUAUUCAGCCCAAAUAAAAGAUAUAGGGGUCGAUGGGCUAAGGAAAUAGCUAUUGGGACAAACAAUGUUCGAAUCGUAAUCGACAAAAAUGGAAUUCACAAUGGAACAACAAUGUAUAAAUGGGGACCAUUACAACAUAUUGCUAUUGAAGAACCGAGUCAGAUGAACCUGUUAGUUCGAGAGAAUUAUGCAGAAAUUGUGGUGGCAAAGAUCGUUAUUGAAAUUGAAAUUAAACGUGGAAAGAUUCCAAAUUUGAAGUUCAGCAUACAUCAACAAGGCGGGCUAGGGAUUGGCGUUCAUGGUAUUCUAGGUGAUGUAGCCAAUCAAGCAGAGGUCAUCCCUGCUAAUAGCCACAGUAAACAUGGUAACAUAAAGCUGUUUGGCUCACGUUUUCCGAUUGAAGAGAAAGUCAGAAAGAUAAGCGCUGGAAAAUGUUGGUUCCUUAAAGGCCAACAUGGCCAGUUUGACAAAAAGCUUAAGCAAUAUAUUAAGAAGACACUGUUUUAAACAUUGACAGUACUCGUGUGUCAUAUAUAGAUUAAUGAAGAGAAAAUAUAGUAACAGAAAACGUUAAGAUUUAGUAGGCGAUUGUUUUGUUUUUGAAGAAUUACAAUACUUGUUUUAAACACUGAUAUUUUAUUCUAAAGAUAAAAUACGUUUUCUCUACCAUAGAGUUUAUUAUCAAAUUAUACAGUAAACAAUAAAACAUGUAAAUCUGGACAUUUCUUGAUGUGAUGGUUUUUAUAUGUCCAAUUUCUAAGGACAUUGACCAGUUGAUUGUAAUGUUAACAAACCUUGAAAUGGGAACACCUUCUAACCUAAAUGUGUCGUUCAGAUUUUUUUUACUUGAUAUCGAUAUCUAAGAGUAAACAAGCAUUGCCAUCUUUCAAUCGGAGUAAAUAUUAUUAAAUAUGGAGGUUAAGGUCCACAUUUCCUAAAAGAAC